Messenger RNA from Moneuplotes crassus, 1253 nucleotides. The record is from the annotation of a GenBank genome assembly. Lineage: Eukaryota; Ciliophora; Spirotrichea; Euplotida; Euplotidae.
AAUAAAUCAUGGAUAAAAGUAAAGACGAAGAGUGAGAGGAGUCUCAUCUGCAUAACUUAUCAUGCAUGUUUCCCAAGUGUGACAAGGAUCUCCUGGCCAGUAUUUUCGAGCUCAAUGACAACGAUUUUGAGAAAACGAAGCAGUUCGUGCAACUACAAAUUGAGGGAAAUCAACCUCAAGAAGACCCUCUAGACCAGAAUGAAGUUUAUCCUUCCUCUGAAGAAGAAAAAGAGGAUAGUGAAGAGCAUGAAGAUGAUCUUGAAGAGGAAUCUGAGGAAGAGCCUGAUGAGGAAAUAGACCAAAUCCUGGAGAAAUUUAAUAAGAAAGAUGGAGCUGAACUCCCAACUGCAGCUGGAGAAAACCCUGAAGAGGAUGAGAAAGAAACUGAAGAACUUGAUGAUGAAAUUAAAAAUGAUAUUAAGAAUUUUUAUUGUGACAAAUUUCCGUUUGUCAAAAGAAUAAGAAUAGAAUGAAUUAUUAUAUCAUUAUAUCCCAACUUAGAGUUGAUUGAGCAAUCUCUUGAGAAGAAGAAUAAUAAAGUUUUAAAGCAGCAACAAGAAGAAGGUCUAAUACAAGAUGCACCGGCCUUGAAGGUAGAAUCAUCAACAAUCCCGAGACAUCCAGGCGAUAAAGUUGUUAAAGAUAACUGGCAAGGUCUUUCAGCUGAAGAAAUUGUGAAUCAGAAGAAGAGGCAGAGAAAGUUGAAAAAGAGCCAGAACAAAAUCAAUGAUGCUAUAGCUAAUAAUAGCCCUAACCAGAGCCUAAAGGAUAGAGAUGAGCUAUUUAAGUGUCUAAGGCAUUUCCGAGAUGAAUUAAAGCCUGAAAUAUAUCAAGCCGCUUGGAAUAUCAAGCAGUGUCAUAUAAACAGAGAUUUCAAAUCAAAGAAAUACUGGCAAAAGGAGCUUAAAAAAUUACAAAUUGUUUAUGAACAGUACAGGCGUCAAGCUAUUGAAAUAAAAAUUGAAGCGAACUGUUCUAAAGAAGAGGGUCAUAUUCUAGACCUGCACUCGUUGACAGUAGACGAAGCGUUGAUCGCUUUGGACCAGAAACUGCAAUCAUGUUAUGAGCUGAUCAACUCUGAACGUGUAGUUAAUCCAUCUGCGAUGAUUAAGUUAAGAGUGAUCACUGGCAAGGGCAAGCAUUCGAAGAGCAAGCCAGUAGUCAAGAUCAACACGCAUAAGUAUUUGAAGCAGAGAAGAAUCAGGUUUAAGGUGACUGAUGGAGGAGGGGCCUUAGUGGCGUUUUUGAAGUAA